AUGCAGCCUUGGGCCUUAGUUAGUCCCGCGUCCCGCGGGAUUGGUCUUCACCUCGCUCGCCAUUUGCUACAGAAUACGAAACUGCCAAUCGUGACCACCGCACGGAAGGACUUGGACCAAGCCAAGGAAUCAAUCCUCGAUGGUCUACAUCAUGUCGACCAAAGCCGACUGAAUGUCUUGGAGUUGGAUGUCCUUGCGUCCGCUUGCAGUGACCUGUUUCCAAAGAAGGACAAUUACUUGCAUUUGUCCUAUGCUAUUCCCGGCAUCCUGUUUCCUGAAAAGUCUCCUCAGCAGAUUGAUCAUGAUGAUGCCCUUUUGACCUUCCGAACCAACACGCUGGGUCCCAUGCUCUUGCUUAAACACUUUGGUCCUUUCUUGCCGCGGAAGUCGACACAACUUGCUAAAGAUGAUUCUUUGCCCAAAAGCGCCGUUUGGGCUACGAUGUCUGCUCGUGUGGGCAGUAUCACGGACAAUCAGCUCGGAGGCUGGUACUCAUAUCGUGCCUCCAAAGCUGCUGUCAACCAGGUCACAAAGACGUUCGACAAUCACCUACGAACAGCCUCUGGUGAGAAAGCUAUAGCCAUUAGCUUGCACCCGGGUACUGUCAAGACAAGCUUCAGCAAGGAAUUCUGGGGCGGUGUCAAAGAAGGAAAGCUGUUCAGUCCCGAGUUCUCAGCGGAGAAAUUAUAUGAGGUUGUUGUAGGCAGGAGUUUACAGGACAGAGGCAAGUGCUGGGACUGGAAGGGUGACGAGGUCCCGCCCUAA
Messenger RNA from Aureobasidium musti, 765 nucleotides. The record is from the annotation of a GenBank genome assembly. Lineage: Eukaryota; Fungi; Ascomycota; Dothideomycetes; Dothideales; Saccotheciaceae.